Messenger RNA from Rhizophagus irregularis DAOM 181602=DAOM 197198, 381 nucleotides. RefSeq lists its product as uncharacterized. Lineage: Eukaryota; Fungi; Glomeromycota; Glomeromycetes; Glomerales; Glomeraceae. The record is from RefSeq and is a predicted model, not a curated record.
AUGCUUCUUGCACAAAAAAAGCCCAGCCCUAGCCCACUUAAUUUUGAAGCAUUUCGAGUUAUUUUAAAGCAAAAAGAAAGGGAAAUUCGUGAAGAUCUUGAUUUUAUAAAAUAUCGGUUAGACUGGAAUAAACAAGAAAUAACCCGUAUUCAUACAGUUCUUUAUACUCCAUAUUAUGAUUGGAUUACAGCAGGAGAAGAAAUUGCAAAUGUUCAUGCAGUAAUCAAAUCCCAUAUAAAUAAUUUUACAAGAAUUCUUCCCUGUCUUAUUAAGUCUUCUGUUUUACGAAAUAAAUUUCAUGUACAAUGGCAAAAUCUUUAUAAACAGACGAAAAAAUUGUUAAAAGAUAUCGAUUUACUUGAUGAUAUCAAUAAUACAUAA